UGUUCUCUCGCGGAAUAAAAAAAUAUUGAAAAAUGGCCGUAGAGUGUUGACUUCAUGUUGAAGUGGUGUGCUUUUUCUUUCGAAAACUUUUAUAAAUAGCCAUAAAACUUUUUAAUUGUGUUUUCUAUCCAAGUACAGUUUUGCGUAGGCCGUUAUUAUUCAGUUUUACAAAAUGUCUGGAGGCCCGACCAGUCCUAGUGUUCUGAGCCAUUUGAGACAAUAUAGGUUCCAGAGAAAGCCGAAUUCGCUGGCCCCUGGAUCCAGUGGAACCAGUACGAAUGGUGCGACAACAUCUAGUAACCAGCUACCCAUAAGAGUGACGUCAUCUGGCACCAUCAACCAGGGAGCCAUUGUGUACAAGCGCAUCAGAGUGCCCGACUCCGACUCGGAUGACACCAGCUCUCCUGCUAAGAAGCCGGGCACUGCGGUGGUUGAGCUGACCACCGCGGUCAAGGAGAGGAGGUUCCGGAAUAUGUCCGAAAUGUUUCCUGACAUCUCUCCAAUGUUCAUAAAGAAUACACUAGUGAAGCACGGCUGGAACGAAGAAAGGACAAGAGAUGAACUGCUCAACUAUGAUCCGGAGACCAACGACAGAAACCCAUCUUCAUUCUUCGGCUCCAGACCUAGUAAUUCUGGAGCUAAUUCACAAACAUUCCGAGUUAUUAGACCACAGGGGAAUGCUAUAAGGAGACCGGCCGUGGCUUCCAAGGGUGGAAGAGCCAGGCGAGGCAGCAGUGGCUCUGAAGAUGAUGACUAUGGAGUCAGAAAAGGAAAGGAUGAUAGGGUUUAUGACAGUUCGGAUUCAGACAACGAGAUCACAGACGACCUGAUCGGGGACAAGAAGAAGGUGUAUGAGUUCCUGAACAAGGCCAACUUCAAGGAGCUCUCGUUGCUGAGCGGGUGCUCGCAGAAGAAGGCCGAGGCCAUCAUUGCGGCCAGGCCGUUCCAGGGCUGGCUGGACAUGGUGCAAAAGUUCAACGAGUCCAAACUCCUGAGCUCCGAGCUGCUCAACUCUACCCAGGAGUUGCUGAGCACCCGCAACAACAUCCAGCGCCUCAUGAAGAAGUGCGUGGGGCUCGCGCAGCAGUUGGAAGCGGCCGUGGCAGUCGGCGCCGGGUUGCUGAAGCAGCCUGAUAUAUUGGACCCCAGCCUCAAACUAGCCUCCUACCAGAUAAUCGGGCUCAACUGGCUGGCGGUGCUGCACAAGCAGGGCGUGUCCGGCAUCCUGGCCGACGAGAUGGGGCUCGGGAAGACGGUGCAGGUGAUCGCGUUCCUGGCGCACCUCAAGCAGACGGGCCAGGCGCGCGCGCCGCAUCUCGUCGUGGUGCCCGCCUCCACACUCAACAACUGGGACGUCGAGUUCGCGCGCUGGUGCCCCAGUAUGCGCGUCAGUAAAUACUACGGCGCGCCCGAGGAGCGGCGGCAGCUGCGCAUCCAGUACGCGCGCGAGGGGCUCGCCGGCACCGACGUCAUACUCACCACGUACACAAUGGUGAGCAGCUGCCCCGAGGAGCGCAAGAUGUUCCGCGUGACGCCGAUGCACUACGUGGUGUACGACGAGACGCACAUGCUCAAGAACAUGUCCACGCAGCGAUACGACAAUUUGUUGAAGAUCAAGUCGAAACACCGCCUCCUGCUGACCGGCACCCCUCUCCAGAACAACCUGCUCGAGCUGAUGUCGCUGCUGUGCUUCGUCAUGCCGCACAUGUUCUCCGGCAAGACGGACGACCUCAAGUUCCUGUUUCAGAAGAACUCGAAAUCAGUAAAAACCACCCAGAAAACCGACGGCAACAAAGAAGACGAAACCCCGGCCUUCGAACAGAGCCAGAUCACGCAGGCCAAGCGAAUCAUGAAGCCAUUCGUCCUGAGAAGACUGAAGAAAGACGUGCUACAAGACUUGCCGAAGAAAACUAACCACAUGGAGUUAUGUGCGAUGUCUGAGCGGCAGGAGAUAUUGUAUAAGAACCUCAUCGCUGGGUUCGCGGCUAAGGAUGGAACGAUCCACGCAACAACAGAACAAUCAGGCAUGUCGAUGAUGAUGGACAUGCGUAAACUGGCCAACCAUCCUCUCCUUCUCCGCUUCCACUACUCAGACGCGACUCUGCGCAAGAUGGCGGCGUUGUUAGCGGCUGACCCCGGGUAUCGGGAGAAAAACGCACAGUAUGCGUUUGAGGAUUUGUGCUGUUUGAGCGACUUCCAGCUGCAUACGUUGACGCAGAACCACCAUUGCAUAAAGAAGUUCGCGCUCCCCGACAACCUAAUCCUGGACUCCGGAAAAUUCGAGCACCUGGACGUGCUCUUACCUCGUCUUCAGGCCGGCGGCCACCGCGUGCUCAUCUUCAGCCAGUUCACCAUGAUGCUGGACGUGCUGGAGCCGUACCUCGCGCUGCGCCGCCACCGCUACCUGCGCCUGGACGGCAGCACCGCGGUCACUGACAGACAAGACCUAAUAGACCAGUACAACGCGGAAGAUAUCUUCGUGUUCCUACUGUCGACCAAGGCGGGCGGGCUCGGCAUCAACCUGACCGCGGCCGACACCGUCGUCAUACACGACAUCGACUUCAACCCCUACAACGACAAGCAGGCCGAGGAUAGAUGCCACCGCAUGGGUCAGACCCGCCCGGUCACCAUCUACCGGCUGCUGAGCAAGGGCACCAUCGAGGAGGGCAUCUACCAGGUCGCGCAGGAGAAGCUCAACCUGGAGAAACACGUCACUGGGGAGGACGAAAACGAGGCUCAAGAGCAGAAGAACGUAGUGCGUCUACUGUCAGCGGCUCUGGGACUGACGUCGCCCAACAAAUGAUUGUUGGCCUCCGACGACGGCGUCAUAGAGAUCGACUAGUGGCAGACUCAGACCGGACAGUGACCGGUCAGUAGCCGGAUAGUGACGGGACAGUGGAGUGUACAGUGAACAGCUAUUGUGAAUCGACACUGCGUUUGGUGAAAUGUGGUAAUGUGCUCUUGUUUUAUUAAUUAUUUUAUUUUGAAUUGAUGUAUUUAUUACGUGUAUGUAUUGUUUAUGAGAUUGUUUCCCGAAGUAGCACGCAAUGGAUACUUAAAUUCAAAAUUCAUUUAAAACAGCUUCAGACUAUAAAAUUGCAGGUAUUUUAUGACCAAUUUAAAUUAAAGGGCAUUUAAGAGCUACACAGUUUCCUAAACCUCAGUUAAGGUAUUAAUAGUUGUAUUUGAAUAGGUAGUUAGGCAACUCGUAUUUAAAUUAUUGAGAAUAUAUCCAUGCAAUAAAGUAUGCGGUUAAUUUAGUAGG
Messenger RNA from Plutella xylostella (diamondback moth), 3265 nucleotides. The record is from RefSeq and is a predicted model, not a curated record. NCBI's taxonomy places the organism in Eukaryota, Metazoa, Arthropoda, Insecta, Lepidoptera, Plutellidae.